Myxocyprinus asiaticus (Chinese sucker) is the source of this 6686-nucleotide messenger RNA. RefSeq names its product gastrula zinc finger protein XlCGF52.1-like. The record is from RefSeq and is a predicted model, not a curated record. The coding region runs from base 432 to 1382 and encodes 316 amino acids. Lineage: Eukaryota; Metazoa; Chordata; Actinopteri; Cypriniformes; Catostomidae. The transcript has 2 exons.
UCCCCUCCGCGAUGCUGUUGUAUGACGUCACGUUAACAUGGCGGCGCUCUGAGAGAUUUGCAGAGUUAUUAUAAACAUUUACUUUUAAUCAAAUAAAUGCACAAAAGUUUCCAUUUUACAUUCUGUUUAGCACACGUUUUCAGAGACGUGCAAAACUGUAAACGAUCUAAUCUCAACUGAUACUCAUAAACCAGAAACUUCUGGCAUUGUUGUUUUGUUUAUUUCUACAUUAUUCGAGCAUCUGAUUCAUGUUUAUAAAUGUCGCCAAUAUUCUCAUCAUCCUAAACGAAGACUUGUUUCAACACGAACAGGAAUAACUCCAGGUGUUUCAACUGAGAUCUGCGGGAUAAAACAUUGUAAAAUGAUGUUUAUUAAAGAAGAGAGUGAGGACAUGAGUUAUCCAGAAUCAUGCAGUUCAAAUGUCAUGAAAAAUGAAGAUACUGAGGAACAAAGAGCUGAUGGACGUGAAAGAGGAAAGUCAAGAACUGAAUGAAGUGAAAGAGGAGAAACACCAUCAGACACUUCAUAAUUUCAAAACUGAACAAAAGUCUUUUAGUGGCUCACAGACUGAAAAUAAUUUCUUACAAAAAAGAACUAAAAAAACAAGAGUAAAACAUUGUUUCACCUGCAGUCAGUGUGGAAGGAGUUACACGCAUAAAGCAGAUCUUAAGUAUCACACUCACAUUCACACUGGAGAGAAGCCGUUCACCUGUCAUCAAUGUGGGAAUACAUUCACAUGUAAAGAAAGUCUUAAAAAGCACAUGAAAAUUCAUACUGGAGAGAAGCCUUUCAAAUGUCAUCAGUGUGGGAAGAGUUUCACACGUAAAGAAAAUGUUACUUCGCACAUGAGAAUUCACACUGGUGAGAAGCCUUUCAAAUGCCAUCAGUGUGGGAAGAGUUUCAGACAUGCAUGUAGUCUCAAAAGACAUCUGUCCUCUCACUCUGGAGAAAAGUCAUAUAGCUGUGAUCAGUGCUGCAAAACAUUUUCUUCAGUAUUACUCUUAAGAAAACACCAGAAAAUUCAUCUAAAUGAAAAGCCUUACUCAUGUUCACUUUGUGGAAAGAGUUUUGCACAUCUGCACAAUUUUAAAGAUCACCAGAAAUUGCAUUCUGCUGUGAGAGAUCAUGUGUGCUCCGAGUGUGGAAAAGCCUUUUACAGAGCUUAUGUCUUAGAACUGCACAAAAGAGUCCACACUGGAGAAAAACCUUACAAGUGUUCAUAUUGCGAAAAGAGGUUUUCUAUUUCAGGAAACCUGAAAAAACAUGAGCGAGUGCAUACUGGAGAAAAACCAUACAAUUGCACUUCUUGUGGGAAGAGUUUCAGCCUGUCAUGCACUCUACAGGUUCAUAGAACAAAGCAUUGUCACAGUAAACAAAGUUGAUCUUUAUUUGUCAUGCAUAUGGUUUAAAAGAAAAAAAUAUUCUCAAAAGAAAUAUUACAAGCGGGUGAAGUGCUACAUUUACUGCAGAGUUGAUUAAACUGUCACUCUGUGCUUUGCAUUUCUGAAAUUGUGCAUUCUCGUUUCCUUUCCUUGCUUGCAUUCAUGCAUCCUAGAUCCUUCCUAAUCAAAGCAAAAUGCAUUUGCCUUCCUUGCUCACUCAAACAUCACUUCAGAGCCCUUCUUUGCACAGCUCACUUCCCUUGGAAGGACUCCAUACUAAAAAAAUUAUUGCAGAGCCAUUGGCUUCUAAACUGAAAAAUGUAGUAGCCAAAUGGUUAUUUUUAGUUGCCAAAUUACAAAAUUGCUCAAUUUAGAUAGUUGUUCAGAAGCAAGAUAGAAAGCAGAAGACAGCUGUAAAUAAAAUAUAUUAUUCUUUUUUAAUUAUUUUUUAUAUAGAUUUUAUAUAUAUAAAUUAUUGAAACUGGGUGGGGGGGAUUUCUAAAAUGGUAAAAAAAAAAAAAAAAAAGUUAAUUGGUUAACAGGUCCCUAUACAGAAGUUUUUUGUAAAAUAUAUUUAAUUAGACAAUUAAUACAUAAUAAAAUUAUGUUUUUAAGAAGUAAAAAGUAUGAUUUUACCAUCCAAUUUACAGGAAAAUGUUAUAUUGUUUAACAAGACAACAUUUUCUUUUACUGUAAAUUAUUGUUAAUCGUUCCCAGAAGCUCCUCACUAACCCAUCACAUUUUAUUACAUAAUUGUUUCUUCUUAAGGCCUUUUCACACCAAACACGACCCUUCGACGCACUUUCUCGCCGUGAUUAACAUUUUUACGGUAACAAUGGAUUCCCUUCACACCUGGAACAAACGUUCGCGCCGAAUUGCAUGCUGACAAAUCAAAGCUUUUUUACGGUGUGUCGAAUUUUUUUCUUCUCCCGGUGAAGAAACGGCCCGACCGAUAAAAUUUGAGCUGCGAAUCACUUGCCAAGAGCUGCUUCAGGUGCCAAAACCAGCAGAACAGGUGGCGCUAAAGCACAGAAAGCUGUUUUGCCCACCAACAUUAAAUGCUGAAGCAGUGAGGAUGUGUUUCAUUUGCUUGACAUUUCUCCUAUGGGGGUUCUCUUAACAUGUCAAUUAUAUUGCUGCUUCACUGCCUUACAUCCCCUUUAAAAAAAACUCUGAUCUUACAUGGAUUGUCUUCAUAUAUUGGUGUAUUUUUUUCCUUUCCUUAAUCUUACCUGAGUUCUAUGGGAAAGGGCCAUUCACCGGCGAAUCGCCUCAUCGCGUUGCGUUUGGUCUGAAAAGGCCUUUAUUGUUUUAUAUCAGUUAUGCACGCUGGGGUGUUGUAUGUUAUAUAUUAUGUAGUUGAUGUUUAUUGCAUUAUUCGCACUGGUGCAGGGGCUCUUCUACCAGAACCGGAGAGUUCCCGCUGUCCUCUCUAGUAAUUUGACUUAUCCACCUUAUUCCUGGGGGGUCUUGCUGGGGAAACAGAUAUGGGAUGAACUUCCACCGGAACUCGUUCUGUAGCAUUCGCUAACGCAGGCAGCAGUCAUUUAGACCUCGUUUUCAGCUGGUAUUAGGAUGUGAUUCAGAUGAUCCGAUGACAAGUGAUCAGCACUAUAUACAGGUGUAAAUGGGGUGCAAAAUCUUUUGUGAUUGAAUCACAAAAAACACAUACGGAGGUAGUCAAAAAUGCAUUUGAAACUCUGUAAACAUCAUCCGGGAUGCAGUGAAGUGUCACUCCGUAUCUGUCAAUCAACCGCUGCGCUAAAUCAAGAGCUUAAACUGUUCAUGACUCUGGUGACACAUGGCUUUAAAAGGAAAUAACUGUCCGAUUGGAAAAAUUGAAAAAUAGUUUACAUAUACAUGAACGAGAUCUUUACGGAUUUUCUUCAGCGUCUUCGUGUGCCCUUACAGUAGAUGGAAUUUCAGCUGUACCUGGUGCACCAUUUCUCCAUGCUUCUUUGUCUUUUGUGAAAUUUUUCUGGUUUAAUAAUUUAUGAUGUAGUGAUGAUUAAUGUCAUCAUGAAACCCUCCCCUCAAAAACCGAUCACAAGAGCUCACAGGAGAUGCAUUUUUGCAACCAACAGCGAUGUGUCUUGUCUGACCACGUGAUCGGAUCAUCUUAAUACUGUGAUGAUGUGCAUUAAUUACAAUACCCGUUGUUCUUCAAGAGUCCAGUAGAUGGCACUGCUACAGCAAAUGUUAUAAAUGCUUUGAGAAACAGACGUACAAGGCCAAUAUGUAAUGUGUGAUCAGUCAGUAAACAGAGACAUGUUGAGCUGUAAGUCAAAAAGUGAGUCAUUUUAUUUUGAAUCAUUGAACAAAACAAAUACCAGCUAUAAACAAGUUCAUAGUGAGUAUUGUAAUAUUUUUUGCUAGAACACGUUACUAUGUCCUUACAGAGCUCAGGGAUAACGUUCGUAGCUCUACAUACAUCCUGAGACCACUUCUUUAAAUCGUCCUCCAAAACCUCUAUUAAAUAUGGAACAGCUAUCUGUAUAUUGUCCUUAUUAAGCUCCGUCAGACUGUGCUCACACAUCUAGAAGUAUGAAUGAAUGGUCAACACCGCAACGAAACAAUUAAUGAACGUACAAUACAACCACAACUGCUUACUUCUUAGCGGAAGUACCUCCCACAUUUCGCGCAAAGCAUCAUGGAAAUAAGGUGGAUAGUCUUAAUAGUGUUUGUUUUUGACUCACCGUUAUUGGUGUACACUAAACAUUAGAAAUCUUUCAUCCAAAACACUAAUCUUAAUGAAAUUAUUGCAGAUCAUAGUUUUGAUGCACUUUGACAGAAUCCUGGUUUAAAUUGGAUUAAUAUAUUAGUUUAAAUGAGUCUGCUCUUCCAGAUUAUGAACAUGAACAGCAUAUAAUCAUUUCCAACAAUAACAUCAAUAAUUUUAUUAUAUAUACAUUUAACAUGUUUAAUUUUUCUGUCAUUGAGCAAAUUUUAGUUGAUGCUACCCUUUUAAAAAAAUUGUUAGCUACACUACAAGCUAUUAACAAUAGGGCCUAAAUACAGUGGUGUUAUCUUAUAUAAAAUAUAUAACUAUCAGCAUCAAACAGCAUUUGAACAGAUACACUGGAGUGUAAAUAAAUGUAAACAUAUCUGCUGUAUGUAAAUGAGUCGAAAACAGUGGUAAACAGCGGUAUUCGUGUAACGAAAUAUUCAGCGACAAAUAAGGAGGCGUGAAAUGUGUAGGGUAUUUGAGUUUGUAACGGCCAACUAGUACAAAAUUAAAAAUUUCUUUCCAGUGGGGGGCCUGGGUAGCUCAGCAAGUAAAGCCGCGAGUUUGAAUCCAGGGCAUGCUGAGUGACUCCAGCCAGGUCUCCUAAGCAACCAAAUUGGCCCGGUUGCUAGGAAGGGUAGAGUCACAUGGGGUAACCUCCUCAUGGUCGCUAUAAUGUGGUUCGCUCUCGGUGGGGUGCAUGGUGAGUUGUGCGUGGAUGCCGCGGAGAGUAGUGUAUAGCCUCCACAUGCGCUAUGUCUCCGCGGUAACGCGCUCAACAAGCCACGUGAUAAGCUUGAUUGAGGCAAGUCACUACAGAACAACGAGGACUUACAGCGCAUUGGGAAUUGGGCAUUCCAAAUUGGGGAGAAAAGGAGAGACAUUUUUUUUUUCAUUUCCUCUGUAAAAAUGUCUCCAGUGAGAUGUCAAACUUUAAAUUAAAGGGAUAGUUCACCAACAAAUGAAAAUUCUUUCAUCAUUUACUCACCCUCAUGCCAUCCCAGAUGUGUAUGACUUUCUAUUUUCUGCUGAACACAAAUGAUUGAAUUCAUCUAAAAGAUUUUUAGAAGAAUAUCUCCGCUCUGUAGGUCCUCACAAUGUAAGUGAAUGGUGAUCAUUUUAUUCAUUCAUUUAUAUUUAUUAAUUUGGCAGACGCUUUUAUCCAAAGCGACUUACAAAAGAGGAAUACAUUAUAAGCGAAUCAUCUUAAGGAGACAGUGGUACGAAAAGUGCCAUAUUACAAGUUUCACUAGCAUCAGAAUAAUAUUCAAGAUAGAUUAAAGUGCAACCAUUUUUUAAUCUAUUUUUAUGACUGGUUGAGUGCUCAUGGAAAAGAUGUGUUUUUAGCCAUUUUUUGAAGACAGAAAGUGAGUCAGCUUCACAGAUGGAGUUGGGAAGGUCAUUCCACCAAUGUGGUAUGAUGAAGCCGAAAGUCCGGGAAAGUGUUUUGGUACCUCUGUGUGUUAGUACAACAAGGCGAUGUAACAUAGCCAACUGCAGGCUUCUGGUGGGAACUUAGCUCUGCAGAAAUGAUUUUAUGUAUGCUGGAGCAGACCCAGUGACUGUUCUGUAUGCCAGCAUCAGAGCCUUGAAUUUGAUACGUGCAGCAACUGGCAGCCAGUGAAGAGAGACAAGGAGUGGUGUGACAUGCGGGGUCUAAUUGCACGUGCAGCAAGGCCUGGAAUGAGAGCGUUACAGUAGUCCAGUCUAGUUAUGACAAGUGACUGAACAAGAAGUUGUGUGGCAUGUUCAGAGAGGAAGGGUCUUAUCUUCCUGAUAUUGUAGAGUGUAAAUCUACAUGAUCGUGUUGUCUUUGAGAUGUGGUCUGUGAAAUUUUGUUGGUUAUCGAUGGUUACCCCUAGAUUUCUGGCUGUUUUGGAAGGCGUUACUGUAGUUGAACCCAUCUCCAUGGUGAUGUUGUGUUCAACAGCAGGGUUGGCUGGAAAGAAAAGGAGUUCGGUCUUGGCUGGGUUAAGUUGCAGGUGGUGUUCCUUCAUCUAGGCCGAGAUGUCUGCCAGUCACUGUGGUGUCGUUGGGCUGGAAAGACAAGUAGAGCUGUGUGUCAUUGGCGUAGCAGUGGUAAGAGAAACCAUGUGCCUGAAUGAUGGGUCCCAUUGAUGUUGUGUAUAUAGAGAAGAGAAGUGGCCCAAGCACUGAACCCUGAGGUACCGCAUCAGUUUUCACACGUAUAUGUGUCCUUGUGUGAUUAUUCUGGCUGAGAGAGGCAGAGCGUGCACUUUUUCAAAGUACUUUUUGUUUCACAUUCUCUCGCUCUCACUCACCUGCCCACUCCUCUCUGCACACACUGUAUGUGUGUGCGCACAAAAGAGAUCGUCACACUUUCAGACGUGCUCUGCCGCUCAACCAGAAACAUGUAUAAUGUAAGUACACUUUUAAAAGUACAUUCCACAACUCUUUGUUUUUUAGUUUUAUUAUAUUAAUUUUGUCAAACAUUUCACAGUUCAUUUUGAUGGAAUUUUUUUAUGAACUUGAAAUGCGUAAAUCUUAAAAGGAGGCUUAAAUAUAUGUUUGAGUGUAUUCACAUACAAUCCAUACAAAGAAGAACACCUGGGCGCAGC